Cottoperca gobio is the source of this 2331-nucleotide messenger RNA. Its product is annotated as zinc finger protein 33A. Gene Ontology annotation, biological process: regulation of transcription by RNA polymerase II. NCBI's taxonomy places the organism in Eukaryota, Metazoa, Chordata, Actinopteri, Perciformes, Bovichtidae. The record is from RefSeq and is a predicted model, not a curated record. Gene Ontology annotation, molecular function: DNA-binding transcription factor activity, RNA polymerase II-specific; RNA polymerase II cis-regulatory region sequence-specific DNA binding. The coding region runs from base 893 to 2086 and encodes 397 amino acids. The transcript is spliced from 4 exons.
AGAGUGACUGGGUAGUACAGAGAGAGAAGAGAGGGGUUUUGAGCAAUAUAUAAGGAAGUCAACCACAACCCCGUUUUGCAAGUCAUCAUGAGGCGUCUUUAACAAUUAUCCACAUACACUGUUUGUUAGUAAAGAUUAAAAAUAUUUUUGACGAAAGUUAGCUUGAUACUGUAAUAUAAUUAGGCUGGGACUGUGCAAAGAGAGGACUUGAGCUAAAAGCUACAAACCCCAGCUGAUUCUGCAUGAUAUUGCACUAGCCAGUAGCUUAUCGGAAAUAUGCAGAAGAAACGAUGCUCAUUUCUUGAACAAACCUUACAUUUAAACAGUUAAACUACAUGUUUCCGAAAAAAGAAAUGUCCUUACUUAGUUUAAUCACAACAGCAGAUUGUCAUGAGGAGUUUUAGUCGGCAAAUGUAAUUCGACGCACUACUUCCUGAAACUUUUUCUCACCGGCCAAUCACACUCUGUGUUUAGACCGCACUGCAUUCUGGUCAGUGUAGUCCCCAACUAAGUAUGUACAACGACAUAAAAAGUCAGUUUAUCGAUUAACAAGUUAAAAAGAAGCGAUUAACAAACAACUCAAACGAUAUGGGAAGAAUUGUACACAACAUAAAUAGAUACUGAGGUCAAUAAAGAAAUUGUGUCAAUGUUACAGCUCGAUAUUGUAGUUUUGUGUAUUGGGGCGAUGCUUCCUCCCAGCCGGUAGAUGGAAAUAAUGCAUCCGUUUUGAAGUUUUGAAGAGACACUUAACGCGUAUCUUUGGGGCAUGCACACAAACAGCUCUUCUCGUGUUUUACGUUGUGACUACAUUUUACAGUGAACCUAUAAUCUUUACUGCAACAACAACAACUCGUCGGUGUGCACCUCGAGGCCCAACAGAAAGCUAUAAACCAUGUCGACAGUCUUCUCUUUUCAGACACAGCUCGUCUCCAUCAUGGACGCGUUAUCCAAAACAGCUGUAAUGGAAAUAAGCAAAUUGGUUGAGAUCGAGUCAAAAAUGCUGAAAAUUGAGAUAACUCGAGGGCGGAACCAAAUCUCAUCGCUCACAGAGAAACUGCAGCUGAUGGAGAAAUUGCUUUAUAUCGCACAGGGGAGCAGGCAAGAAGCAGCAGCAGUAUGCUCAGUGGUGAGGGACUGUUCAGAGGAGGGAAUAUUGGAGCCUGACAGGACAAGACAUGCCAUAAAAAGUGAAAGUCCAAUGGAAAGUUCCUCCAUUGAGAUUAACAAGUGGAAUCAUCUUCAAGGAGAGGAGCAUGCCAUAGCUGAACUCCCAAACCAACUAAAAGAUCAGCUGGAACUGAUAGUGGUAAAGGAAGAGCCAUCAGAGGUGGACAACAGAGACUGUAAACAAGAUAGGAUAAGUCAAAAUGGAAGGGAAGCGUUCACAAACCCCCAAAAGAGCCCAGAAGUGAUGCAGUGUCCCAAACCCGUCACAGAACAUCAGCAGCAUUUGUUUACUGACAGCUUUGUGACCAUGAGCGGCCAGUCGUCUCUCGCUGGACCAGGGACGAGGGAAACACAGUGGAAUCCACAGCUUACACCUGCACACACAAACCUAGUGGCUGAGAAAAGCCUGGCUCUGGGAAAUGUUGCUUCUCAAAGCUUAAGUGUGCUCAGGAAUAUGAAGCUUCACAACUUGAGAAACUCAGCCGCUAAGAGGUUUGGGUGCUUGCAGUGCGGCAAGAGCUUCAGAUGCUUUAGCCAGCUUGAAAUACACCAGAGAAGUCACACAGGAGAGAAACCGUUCAGGUGCACGCUGUGUGGAAAGAGAUAUGCACAAAAAGGGCAUCUGUACACACACCAGCGCACACACACUGGGGAGAAGCCCUACCGCUGUCCUAUUUGUGGAAAGGGCUUUAUUCAAAAAUGCACUCUCGAUAUGCAUCAGCGUACACACACUGGAGAAAAACCUUUUGUUUGUAUGAAAUGUGGCAAGGGCUUUACAAAGAACUGUAAUCUGAAAAAACACUUUGCAGUACAUCUAGACUCUAGUUUGAACAUGUAUGUUAAUGAAUCUAGUGUACCAACAUUUAGUGGGACAUUCAUAAAUGGAGCCACCUUAAACAGCCAGUCAAAUGUACAGUAACUUCUACUGCUGUUUGAUUGAAGUAAUUUGUGCAUAAUAAAGUUAUAUUCGCUUCAGAUUUGAGUGUGUAUCGCCUGCUUUUACCAUCAAAAUGUUCAAUGUAACUGCUGCUUACCUUUCAUACUGUAUAUCUAGGUUCCCCUUUGAAACUGUUACUGUUACAGUAGCUACAAACUUGAUAUUGUGCUACAGUAUAAAUAAUACACGCAUAUAUCACAGUAUAAAAGCACAACACUUUAUGUAAA